AUGAGCAUUCAACUGUUGAUGUUCAUCAAUAUGUCAAUAGCCUAUAAUGAUGGAAUUGAGCGGGUGAUUUGGUGGAGCUACGGUAUCGAGAUCCUGUUGUUGUCGCUUAUGUUUAUCAUUGCCCCAAUCUCGCUAUAUAUCUUUUCGACUAUUUCGGUCUUCCACAAGAACCUUGUCUUGAUCACCGGUAAGGCUCUUCCUCACUUCUAUAUCUAUGCAAUCUCUCGUCUAACGAUGAUUUUCUAUGAAACCGGUUUCAUUGGUGUGCUGGUUGAGCGAUCGAUGGCCACUGUAUACUUUGCCACCUAUGAAUUCAAUCACCGCCGCUCCGUGCUUCUCUGGUUCAUUUUUAUUGGAAUUCCCCUAUCAUUUAUCCUCAAUUCGUGCUAUUUUUUCGCCAUCUCCUUUUUCACGCAAGACUUCAUGGGCUGGCUUGAGAUGAGCGUUUCUUUCAGUUGUGGAGUGGGAACUUAUUUCUUAUCAAACGCCAAUGCGAAUCGGAUAAAGGAACUUCAUUUGAAUGGAUAUACACUGAAUAAAAGAUAUCAGCUGACUGUCAAUGUGAAAGCAAUAAAGGUGAUCAUCCUCUACAUUCUCCACACUGCAUUCAACAACAUUCUGUUUUCUAUUUUGCACCUACUGCACACAUCCACUUCUUCUUCGUUUAUUCGCAACAUUCUGGGAAUUGUGAUCAAUGUGCAAUUGGCAUUUCAACUUUUUAUCUUCAGCUUUAUUGGGCUCGUCUGGAACCGACAAAUAUUUGAGCUUUCGAAGAAAAAAUUUCUGGAAAAAUUUUAUGGAAUGAUAAUUUUCCGUCGAGACGCGCAUCAAAAUGCUUCCACUUCUCGAUAUGCUAGUGAACGGGUUGUUGAUUGUAAUGGCAAGGAAAUGUACACCGGUGCCAGUCAAAAUGAUUACUUCAACCAAUUGAAUUCACAAUGGGGACCC
Messenger RNA from Mesorhabditis belari, 948 nucleotides. The record is from the annotation of a GenBank genome assembly. Lineage: Eukaryota; Metazoa; Nematoda; Chromadorea; Rhabditida; Rhabditidae.